Messenger RNA from Papilio machaon (common yellow swallowtail), 3892 nucleotides. It is a transcript of the gene Sf3b3, whose product is annotated as splicing factor 3B subunit 3. Bases 197 to 3853 code for a protein of 1218 amino acids. Gene Ontology annotation, molecular function: protein binding; U2 snRNA binding. Gene Ontology annotation, cellular component: U2 snRNP; nucleus. The record is from RefSeq and is a predicted model, not a curated record. Gene Ontology annotation, biological process: mRNA splicing, via spliceosome. The transcript is spliced from 17 exons. Lineage: Eukaryota; Metazoa; Arthropoda; Insecta; Lepidoptera; Papilionidae.
UCUGUUGGCGCCUGGCAGUUGCUGCGUUCAUUCGUUAAUUCAAGAAUGGAGCCUAUUCUUUGCGCAGCGUCGGUCACCGGUGCGGCAGCCAUUUUGCCGUGGCUUGCUUAUGAAAUUUUAAGGAGUGAGAUACAUCCCGCAAAAUUGCUGCAAUCUCGUACGUUUAUAACUUAGGCUUGAAGUACAUCCUUUGAAAAUGUACCUAUACAAUUUGACUCUCCAAGGCUCUACAGCCAUUACGCAUGCUGUGCAUGGUAAUUUUUCUGGUACCAAACAACAAGAAAUAGUAAUAUCACGUGGGAAAACUAUAGAACUGCUUCGACCGGAUCCUAACACAGGAAAAGUGCAUACAUUGUUGAAAGUGGAAAUAUUUGGUAUAAUACGAUCUAUGAUGUCAUUUCGGCUCACCGGAGGAACUAAAGAUUAUAUCGUGAUUGGUUCAGAUUCUGGAAGAAUAGUUAUUCUUGAAUAUAUAGCAAAUAAGAACAUUCUAGAGAAGGUACAUCAAGAAACAUUUGGCAAGUCUGGUUGCAGACGAAUUGUUCCAGGUCAAUAUUUGGCUAUUGAUCCUAAAGGCAGAGCAGUGAUGAUUGGUGCAAUUGAAAAGCAAAAGUUGGUGUAUAUUCUAAACAGAGACGCAGAAGCUAGAUUGACAAUUUCAUCACCGCUAGAGGCCCACAAAUCUAACACAUUGGUCUACCACAUGGUUGGUGUUGAUGUUGGUUUUGAAAACCCAAUGUUUGCAUGUUUGGAGAUUGAUUAUGAAGAGGCUGAUUCUGAUCCUAGUGGUGAAGCUGCUCAAAAGACUCAACAGACAUUAACAUUUUACGAGUUGGAUUUGGGUUUGAACCAUGUAGUAAGAAAAUAUUCGGAACCUUUAGAAGAGCAUGCAAACUUUCUCAUAACAGUGCCCGGUGGUAAUGAUGGACCUUCCGGAGUACUUAUAUGUUCAGAAAACUAUCUCACAUAUAAAAACUUAGGUGAUCAACAUGACAUCCGUUGUCCUAUUCCGAGGAGACGGAAUGAUUUAGAUGAUCCUGAAAGAGGAAUGAUAUUUGUAUGUUCUGCAACACACAAAACCAAGUCCAUGUUUUUCUUUUUGGCACAAACGGAACAGGGAGACAUAUUUAAAAUUACAAUAGAAACUGAUGAAGACAUGGUAACUGAAAUAAAACUCAAAUACUUUGAUACUGUACCAGUUGCAGCAUCCAUGUGUGUAUUGAAAACUGGAUUUCUAUUUGUUGCCUGUGAAUUUGGGAACCACUACCUGUACCAAAUUGCACAUUUGGGAGAUGAAGAUGAUGAACCAGAAUUCAGCUCUGCGAUGCCUUUAGAAGAAGGAGAUACAUUCUUCUUUGCUCCAAGACCUCUAAGGAAUUUAGUUUUAGUUGACGAAUUGGACUCGCUAUCACCUAUUUUAGCAUGUCGCGUAGCUGAUUUGACUGGUGAAGAUACACCUCAAGUAUACUUGGCUUGUGGGCGAGGUCCUCGAUCUUCUUUGAGAGCUUUAAGACAUGGUUUGGAAGUUGCGGAAAUGGCUGUCUCUGAACUGCCAGGUUCUCCCAAUGCUGUAUGGACUGUCAGACGACACAAAGAUGAGGAAUAUGACUCUUACAUCAUUGUGUCGUUCGUAAACGCUACUCUUGUGCUGUCGAUUGGAGAAACUGUUGAAGAAGUGACGGACUCUGGUUUCUUGGGAACUACACCGACCCUGAGCUGUCACGCGCUGGGAAGUGACGCCCUCGUGCAAGUAUACCCUGACGGUAUACGACAUAUAAGAGCCGACAAGCGUGUCAAUGAAUGGAAAGCCCCGGGCAAGAAAUCUAUCGUCAAAUGUGCUGUAAAUCAAAGACAAGUUGUGAUUGCCCUCACUGGUGGAGAACUUGUGUACUUUGAGAUGGAUCCUACUGGGCAGUUAAAUGAAUAUACAGAAAGAAAAAAAUUAUCAUCAGAUGUAUCAUGUAUGGCGCUUGGAUCUGUAGCAACUGGAGAACAGCGGGCCUGGUUUUUAGCUGUUGGAUUAAAUGAUAACACUGUUAGGAUCAUUUCUUUAGACCCAUCGGAUUGUUUAGCACCUCGCUCUAUGCAAGCUCUGCCGGCUGGUGCAGAAUCCCUUUGCAUUGUUGAGCAGCCAUUCGAAUCUGGUGCUAAAUCUGCUCUGCAUCUUAAUAUAGGAUUAAGCAAUGGCGUACUUUUGAGAACUACCUUAGACUCUGUUAGUGGCGACCUAGCUGACACCAGGACUAGAUAUUUAGGUUCAAGACCGGUGAAGCUAUUCAAAGUGAGAGUGCACGGUGCGGAGGCAGUUUUAGCUGUGUCUUCUAGGACUUGGUUAGGAUACCAUUAUCAAAAUCGUUUCCAUUUAACACCUCUAUCAUAUGAAUGCUUGGAAUAUGCAGCCGGAUUUAGUUCAGAACAAUGCGCGGAAGGUAUUGUCGCCAUUUCAUCAAAUACAUUAAGAAUUCUUGCUUUGGAAAAGUUGGGUGCCGUAUUCAACCAGACUUACUUGCCAUUAGAUUAUACACCUCGGAAGUUUGUUGUUAACUCUGACAGCAAUCACAUUAUUGUAUUGGAGACUGAUCAUAAUGCUUACACUGAAGAAAUGAAAAAGCAAAGAAGAGUUCAAAUGGCACAGGAGAUGAGAGAAGCAGCAGCGGGUGGAGGUCCGGAGGAACAACAGUUAGCUAACGAAAUGGCAGACGCUUUUCUUUCUGAUAUACUACCAGAAAAUGUAUUCUCAUCACCAAAAGCCGGUGCAGGUAUGUGGGCGUCUCAGAUCCGUGUAAUAGACAUGGGAGUGAGCGGAGGUCAGCCGGGCACAGUGUACAAGUUGCCACUAGAACAGAACGAGGCGGCAGUGUCUAUGUGCAUCGUGCACUGGACGGCGCAGGCGCAUCUCGGUGUACCGCAUCUGGUCGUCGGCGUCGCCAAGGAUAUGAUACUCUCCCCCAGAUCUUGUACAGAGGGCAGCUUGCAUGUCUACAAGAUAUUCUCCAAUUCUGGCAAACUGGAGCUGGUUCAUAAAACACCUAUUGAUGACUAUCCUGGAGCGUUGGCCGCAUUCAAUGGUAAACUGAUGGCGGGUGUGGGCCGCAUGUUGAGGAUGUACGACAUCGGCCGCAGGAAACUGUUGCGUAAAUGUGAAAAUCGACACAUUCCAAAUCUGAUUGCCGAUAUUAAAACUAUAGGCCAGAGAAUUUUUGUCUCUGAUGUACAGGAAUCUGUAUUCUGUGUUAAAUAUAAGAAGAGAGAGAAUCAAUUGAUUAUUUUCGCCGAUGACACAAAUCCAAGAUGGAUAACAAACACUUGUGUACUAGAUUAUGACACAGUUGCCAUGUCUGACAAGUUUGGCAAUGUGUGUGUCAUGAGACUACCGCAUUCAGUGAGCGAUGAUGUAGAUGAAGACCCCACCGGAAACAAGGCUUUGUGGGAUAGAGGUUUAUUAAAUGGAGCAUCACAAAAGGGAGAAAUAGUUGUGAAUUUCCAUGUGGGAGAGACUGUGACGUCACUGCAAAGAGCUACAUUGAUACCGGGAGGUUCUGAGGCGUUGCUGUAUGCCACCAUCAGCGGGGCGCUCGGAGUGCUGCUGCCCUUCACCUCCAGGGAGGACCACGACUUCUUCCAGCACCUGGAGAUGCACAUGCGCAGUGAAAACUCACCAUUAUGUGGCCGCGAUCAUCUGUCAUUUAGAAGUUACUAUUAUCCAGUGAAGAACGUAAUUGAUGGUGAUCUGUGUGAACAGUUCAACUCUCUGGAGCCGGCCAAGCAAAAGGCGAUAGCGGGCGACCUCGAGCGCACGCCCGCUGAGGUCUCCAAAAAACUUGAAGACAUUAGAACCAGAUACGCAUUCUAAAUUGAUUCUCUCUUGAUAGUAUUAAGUAAUAAAUAAGUA